AGCUCCUACCGUAAGCGAGAGUGGAGCCGGUGUCAAAAUGAAGCGGUUCUGCAGCACUUAUGCACCGUCCCGACGGCUUCAAGAGAAGCCACUGCAUUUGAUGGACGUAAUAUGUGCGACAUCUGGACGUCCAUCCAAGUGAAUGGAGUGAAACUUUCAUGGAGCUUCUUAUUGAAACACGCAAGCGUCCGAUUAGGCCUAGCUCUGGUGGGGCUCGCCGCGGAAAAAAAGAUUGGGCUCACACCGCAAACGUUUAGUGCUUCUAGGAUUUUUAUUCUACGGUUCCUUUCAAGAUGUGGAACAUGAUGUGUGAUGUGAUGCCCACCAUCUCGGAGGACAGUAUCUCGCAGCGGAGCGGACAGUUCUCCGGCGAUGAAGCCAAUUUCGAGCAGCUUAUGGUUAACAUGUUAGAUGAGCGCGAUAAGCUCAUGGAAACGUUGCGUGAGACACAGGAGACUCUCACCACGACGCAACAAAAGCUUUCAGACGUGGAAAAAGAGCGAGAUUCCUUACAGCGGCAGUUACAAGCAAAUCUGCCGCAGGAAUUUGCAACUAUUACCAAAGAGCUUAACCAGGCGAGGGAACAGCUGUUGGAAAAGGAAGAGGAGAUACAGGAAUUGAAAGCGGAACGCAAUAACACCAGGCUCCUAUUGGAACACCUCGAGUGCCUGGUAUCAAGACACGAGCGCUCCUUGCGGAUGACGGUGGUUAAGAGGCAAUCACAAUCACCAGCGGGUGUCUCCUCAGAAGUGGAAGUGCUCAAGGCCCUCAAGUCCCUCUUUGAACAUCACAAGGCACUCGAUGAGAAGGUGCGGGAAAGACUGAGGGCAGCGUUGGAACGUGUUACUAGCUUAGAGGAAGAACUCAACAGAGCAAAUGAAGAGAUAUCUCAGUACAAGAGCAAAGGCAAUGGGAAAGGUAUCUUAAACAAGGCAAGUUUUUUUUUUUUCCUUCUUUCGGUAAUUUCCGUGACAAGAAGUACUGGCUGUCAGGUGUCAAACGGGUCGGCCGAAGUGGUGGAAGAAGCGGCCAAGAUGGUGGAGAUGCAGGAGGCGCUGGAGAAACAGGCGGCCGAGCUGUCGUUGUCGCGGAGCAAACUCAACGAGCUGCUGCCAAAGAUUCGGGAACUGGAAGAGUCUCUCCAACUGGCCCAGAAGGAGGUUGCCAAGCUCAAGGAGGAGAAUGUACAUCUCGCGCGGGACCUCAAGGAGAACAAUGCCCAGAAAGAAGACCAAGAAGAGCGUAUCUCGACACUGGAGAAGCGCUGCCUUAAUGCCCAGAGAGAAUCGGUCUCUCUGCAUGACCUCAAUGAGAAGUUGGAACAGGAGCUUUCUAACAAGGAGGCCCAACUGAAACUGAGUGAGGAGAAAGUACGAACCCUCCAAGAACGACUUGAGUUGGCUGACCAGAAGCUGGCCCAGUUCUCAAAAAAAGAAACAGAUGUCGACCUCACAUCUGUCAUAGCUCACGAUAAACACAGUUCAAUGGAGGACACAGUGAGCCGUUUGGAGUCCCAGCUGGAAGAAAAGGCCUGCGAACUGUCUCGGUCCCGUCAGCGUGAGAAGAUGAAUGAGGACCACAGCCACAAGUUGUCUGCAACGGUGGACAAGUUGCUGGCUGAGAGCAAUGACAGGCUCCAGCUGCAUCUCAAGGAACGCAUGCAUGCCCUCGAUGAAAAGAACCUCCUCUUGCAGGAGCUGGAUCGCACACGCAGAAUGUUGGAAGAGACGCAGGGAGAGAAGGAGAAAAUAUUUGAAGAGCUGUCCAAGAUGCGGGCAGAAAUGGAUGCCGUCAGGCGAGACGUUCAGUCCUACAGGACAGAAAGCAUAGCCAGCAGGGUGACAGCGAGUCGUCCCCACCACUCCCCCUUGUCACCCCAGGUGAUAUCCCCCCCUUCCGUAGUCUCGGAUGGUACCACAGUGCCGGAUGGCUAUCGUGCCACGUCAACACCUCUGGACUUUGGUCCACAACACCGGACCGCAGUGCAGCGGCCGACUGGCGACGUAUCGGAAUGGGAGAAAAGUCACAACACCCAGAGCUUUGAAGGUGGUAGUGACACAGAGUGCAGCCAAGAGGACAAUGAGAGCCUUUUGGAUGCUAUGGACAUUCUCUCACCCGCUGGAAACACAGAUGCACAAGCACUGGCUUUGAUGUUGCAGGAACAGCUGGAUGCCAUCAAUAACGAGAUACGGCUAAUCCAGGAAGAAAAACAGAGCACAGAACAGCGGGCAGAAGAGCUCGAGUCUCGGGUGGGUUUGGAACCUGGCCUAUUGUUGUCACGUGGACGUUCGUUUGAGCGACCUUCUCCUCCCCUGAGUGGCCGCUCUACUCCUCCUCCUCACAGCCCCCAGAGAGAAUACAUGCCAAAGUACCACACGGUGCCAGCAUCGUUAGACGUGCGAGAAGAGAGGACGACCCCUCGCACAUUGCGCAUUGACCGUGUCACGCAGGCGUUUGCUCAGAGUUCAGAAGAGCUUCGCAGGUCACUGGGGCCCGAAGCAUCCGGCAUUCCACCAGAUGCACUGCUCAGGGUAUCCAUGGAUGGGUCCUUGAGUGCCCAGUCUCCAUUAAGCUCAACGCAUUCGUCUCAAGAUUCACUCAACAAGGCAGCUAAGAAGAAGGGCAUCAAGUCUUCUUUGGGAAGAUUUUUCAGCAAGAAGGUUAAAGGAAAAGAUGUCUACGGACAGGAAUAUGGCAUGCCAGGUGGCAUCUACAUAGACAGUGACCUCUGUGGGAGUGACAUGGGAACGUUAUCUAUGGCUCUGGGACCCAAAACGGAAGUGGACCGCCGUACCAAGAAAAAGCACGAGCUGCUUGCGGAAGCCAUGAAGGCCGGAACGCCCUUUGCACUGUGGAAUGGUCCCACCAUUGUAGCCUGGUUAGAGUUGUGGGUGGGCAUGCCUGCGUGGUACGUGGCCGCUUGCCGAGCAAAUGUCAAGAGCGGUGCCAUCAUGUCUGCCCUCUCGGACACGGAGAUCCAGCGAGAAAUCGGCAUCAGCAAUCCUCUUCAUCGGCUCAAGCUGCGUCUCGCUAUCCAGGAAAUGGUGGCCCUCACCAGCCCUUCAGCAGCAAAGCCUGCACGCACGAGCCUGGCAUUUGGUGAGAUGAACCACGAAUGGAUAGGCAAUGAAUGGCUUCCCAGCUUGGGUCUCCCCCAAUAUCGAUCAACCUUCAUGGAGUGCCUGGUUGAUGCACGAAUGCUCAACCACCUCACCAAGAAAGACUUCCGGGUUCAUCUCAAAAUGGUGGACAACUUGCACAGAACCAGCCUCCAGUGCGCCGUUGACUGCCUCAAGAGGGUCAACUACGACAGGCAAGAGUUGGCUGAGCGAAGAAAAAACAGCGAAAAUGAUAGCAAAGAUGUGCUGGUCUGGUCCAAUGAACGUGUAAUCAAGUGGCUCAACAGUAUUGGACUUCGAGAGUACUCGGUCAACUUGCUCGAGUCUGGUGUCCAUGGUGCUCUCUUGGCGCUAGACGACACUUUUGAUCAUAAUGCCAUGGCGCUUGCCUUGCAGGUGCCAACUCAAAACAUUCAGGCACGGCAGCUAUUGGAGCACGAGUUCAACAAUCUCCUCAUGAUUGGAACGGAGAGGAGACCGGACGAUGGAGCCAAGCACAUAGGGAGAGCCAUUCCAGGAAUACAAGGAGAUAGACUAGUGUGAUCACAAUUUACGAUGUGUCCAUGUCCAUCAUCAUCAUCUUACGCUUUUCUAUGUCCUUUGUUUUUUUGUUUGGUAAAUGAGUUGCCGUUUUUAGUGAUGCAAAAAUCUCUCGUCCAUCUAAUACGGUAAACUCUCAUUAUAAUGAAAUCACUUUCUUUCUUUUUUUUUCUCUCUCUUUUUUUGUAUCAAGUAAAGCCUGACAAGGUUUUGUCUGCAGGCUCCAGAUGUGUUUUUACGCACUCCUAAGGUUACUUGUCACUGUGUUUAUGCCACUUUGAUGACAAGCGAGGUUUUACUGUCCACUGUGGUGGAUUGCAGUGGCAUCACUUUUUUCGUGCUACUGAAAUUAUGGGCUCUCUUGGAAAAGUGCCACAAGAUCGUUGAAACCGGCAGAUUUACAUAACUGACUGAUUCAAACAGACAGGUUGUCCAUCUUAAUUUUUGCUUACACCAUAAAAACAACUUUUCCUAAACUUGGGGGGGAAACACUAUUUGUGCUGCAAAUGGUUUCAUAGAGUGUGCUAUUAAUAUCUCAAUUGUUGAGAUUUGUGGGACGAUUUCUAGGUGAAAAAUCACUCGAAUCCUCCUUAUUGGGACAAAAAUAGCCAAAUGUUCUACAAAGUGGAAAUGAUUUUUGCUUGGAUGGGUUGACAUUCUUGAGUCUAUGUGAAAUCAUUCAUUCCAGUCCUAAAAGGCUUUAUCAUCUUUUAUGCACCCUGGGUAUGUUGAUGGCUGUGUCCAGAUGGUGCACCUGCAUUUAGAAGGUGUUCCAUUAUUAUCUUUUGAAGACACUCUUGGCCACUGGAAAUUGUUUUUCAGCUUCCUUAUUCUCGCAGUGAGGCUGUGUGGAAUGUUUGUUUGCCACGUCAUUCAUUGUUACGGGUAACUUUCUGCUUAAUGGGCAGCACGUUUUUUGCAAUUUUAUUUGCCAUCGCUGAAAAUAAAUUUGCAUAACACUGAUUUAGGGCCCAACGAACCCUAGGACUGAGCAUGACGAUAAACAAACAUGCUCCACGAUUUUUCUUCUUUUUGUUGCAGCUCUGUGCCAACAUUAACGAGCAUUGUGUAGGUUCCAUAUUUAUGUAAGCACUUUACUCUUUUAGGAAAACUUUGUGUUCUAUUUUUAUACACGUAGUGUUUUUAGCAUUAUUUGUAACGAGAGCUGUUUCCAAUAUGUUUGGCCAACCCACGGAUAAAGCAGCGAGCAUUGAUCAUGUAAUUGUUGGAUUCUAGUCUGGUACACAACAUUGUGCUCCAAAUGAAGUAGUUGUUUGAUCGCCGUAUUGUACUCGUGUUGUCUGACUGCAUUGAUCUGCCUUCAUAUAUUGUAUAGAAAGAGAGUCAUUUUGGGGCUGUUUUUGGGGCAACCUGGAAAAUACAGAAAAGGCAUAAAAAAAACAUGGAUGCCCCUCGUGCUCUUUGUACUAUUAUUUAUUGCCCCUCCUUCGAAUGGCCCAACCAACAGGGAUGUUAGGAUGUACAGACACAUUUUACUGGACAUUCGCGAAAGUUGUGUAAAUUUGACGCUGCUCAGACAACAGGUGGUGAAGAAACCUAGUCAGCGUAUUUAACAUGAUGCGACACGAGCAUGUAAUGCAGGAAAGCUUUUCCCCACUUUCUUUUUUUUCUUCUCCUCCUCCAUGAACUGAGUGACGUGCCUUCACUGUGUCACGCUUUUUCCUUCCAGUGCUUGUGGCUGUACAUACCUGUUUGCACGACCCCUCUGUCAGUCCCCUGUACAUUAUUCGGAUGGCUGAAUGAGAGACACACAUGUACUGCAUUUAUGCAAAGAUGUAGAUUAUAUGUAUACAUAAAGGUGUAACCCCAGGGAGGUGAGAAAGUGUCGGAGGCUGUCCAGCCUUCGUUUUUCCACUUCUGCUAAGUCAUUCUUUUGUAAAUAAAGACAGGAUAACCCCCAA
Molecule: messenger RNA, 5581 nt
Organism: Ornithodoros turicata
Lineage: Eukaryota; Metazoa; Arthropoda; Arachnida; Ixodida; Argasidae
Gene: Liprin-alpha
Product: liprin-alpha-1-like
Exons: 24
Coding region: 294-3662 (1122 amino acids)
Biological process (GO): synapse organization
Cellular component (GO): presynaptic active zone
Molecular function (GO): protein binding
Source: RefSeq, a predicted model, not a curated record